Messenger RNA from Blumeria graminis f. sp. triticale, 642 nucleotides. The record is from the annotation of a GenBank genome assembly. NCBI's taxonomy places the organism in Eukaryota, Fungi, Ascomycota, Leotiomycetes, Helotiales, Erysiphaceae.
AUGCGAUUAACGUUUUUCUAUUUUACUAUUUUCGUGGGACCGGCUCAUAUUGUAGCUCGAUCCAUUCAGCUUAGAGACAACGAAAUCACCAGUGCUCAAAUACUUCAAGUAGCUCCCGGCUCUGAUUCCUGUCCUUCUCCAUCAGACGAAUGUGCUACCAGUGCUCAGGCGGCGCCAUUUCUCAAUGCUGCAAUGUCGAAAUACUCCAUCAAUAGUCUGAGCGAACAAGCUUCCAUUCUAGCUUUAAUUGCUUUUGAAAGUGGCAACUUCAAGUAUAACAUCAAUCAUUUUCCCGGCAAUCCGGGUCAAGGUACGCGUAACAUGCAAUCUGCAUCCUUCAACCUUCAAUACGUCAAGUCGAUUCCUGAGUUAGCAUCACAAACCACAUAUACUUCAACCGAUGGUCUUAACUCUGAUCAGCUGAAUCAAAUCCGUGCUCUUGUACUUCCUGAUGACUAUACUUGGGCGAGUGCGGCCUGGUUUCUAACACAACAAUCAGCUUGUGCCGAUGCAAGGCGCACGUUGCAAGCCAGCAACGGUGAUGAAGGAUUCACGGCGCACAUGCGAUGUGUAGGGAUCUCGGAUAUCAACGAGAGUCGAAUGGCGUAUUGGAGGGCAGCAAGGACUGCACUUGGCGCAUAA